Molecule: messenger RNA, 564 nt
Organism: Acanthocheilonema viteae
Lineage: Eukaryota; Metazoa; Nematoda; Chromadorea; Rhabditida; Onchocercidae
Source: the annotation of a GenBank genome assembly
AUGGAUAUACAAACAAUUUAUUAUGAUAAAUCCGAAUAUGUGGAAACAGCUACGGGUAACAAGGUAAAUCGGAAAUCAAGAUUAUUCGGUAGUCAGAAUAUUGUACUGAAUGGAAAAUCAACAUUAAUGAAAGAUUGUAUUUUACGUGGUGAUAUGCAUAAUAUUCGAACCGGUAGAUAUUGUGUUGUUGGUGAGCGUACUGUCAUUCGACCAUCCUAUAAACGUUUCAGUAAAGGAUUGACAUUCUUUCCUGUGCAUAUUGGUGAUCAUGUAUUUAUUGGAAAUGAUUGUAUAGUAAUGGCUGCCGAGAUUGGAGCAUUUGUACAUAUUGGUAAUAAUGUAGUAAUUGGUCGUAGUGUAAUAAUUAAGAGCUGUGUACAGGUGCUGUCAAAUACAGUAGUGCCACAUGAUGCUGUUAUUCCACCUUUUUCCAUUGUAGGAGGUAAUCCAGGUACCAUUAUUGGACAUUUACCAGAAUCAACGCAAGAAUUAAUGACACAAGCGACACGCAGUUUUUAUGAUAAUUUUGUGCCGGAGUCGAAAAACCCAUCCAUUGUUGCUUAG